Messenger RNA from Bipolaris oryzae ATCC 44560, 501 nucleotides. RefSeq lists its product as uncharacterized. The coding region runs from base 1 to 501 and encodes 166 amino acids. The transcript has a single exon. The record is from RefSeq and is a predicted model, not a curated record. Lineage: Eukaryota; Fungi; Ascomycota; Dothideomycetes; Pleosporales; Pleosporaceae.
AUGGACGUGAUUAAUGUGGCGAGAUACUAUCAUCAUGAGACGGUUCGUGUGGGCAUGCAGGACGACUCCAUCUGCGGGAACGUGCGACAAGGUCUUGAUAUAACAAAAGCGACAAACUACAGGCCAGAAAGCAUAAUGCCAUAUCUAAGCACAGUUCGCUCCCUCUCAAGAAAAGGCCGAAGCAGCAGCGCUACCGAACGGAAGCGAUCCUCGAGUUGCACGAACGCAUCUUUACCGUCUAGCAAGCGAAUUUGUUCGAGCUCUCCUGUAAAGGGAGGAAGAACAACAGUGGAUCGAGUGCACUGCCGCGUUGUUGUCCGAGACUACGGGAAGCCUAUAUAUAUGGCGAGUUUCAGGGCUAGCCUUCUGGCUGCGCUAGAAGGCUGUAUCACAGGGUACGAGUCGUUGUAUGCGCGGGUCGGCAUGCUACAAUGCGACAUUUCGCCGAACAACCUUAUGGUGAACGAGGACGAGGACAGUCCUCCCCGCAUGCCUUCUUGA